This is a messenger RNA of Penicillium mononematosum, 1860 nucleotides long. RefSeq names its product Zn(II)2Cys6 transcription factor. Gene Ontology annotation, cellular component: nucleus. Gene Ontology annotation, molecular function: DNA-binding transcription factor activity, RNA polymerase II-specific; transcription cis-regulatory region binding; zinc ion binding. Gene Ontology annotation, biological process: regulation of DNA-templated transcription; DNA-templated transcription. The transcript is spliced from 4 exons. The coding region runs from base 1 to 1860 and encodes 619 amino acids. The record is from RefSeq and is a predicted model, not a curated record. Lineage: Eukaryota; Fungi; Ascomycota; Eurotiomycetes; Eurotiales; Aspergillaceae.
AUGGGUCGGAAGGUCAAGAGCAAGGCCUCCCAAGCGUGUGAAACAUGCCGCUCGCUUAAAGUCCGCUGUCUCCCCAGCUCCCAACCUGACACGUGUCUAAAGUGUGCGAACUCCAAAAGAACUUGCGUAUUUCUGGAGCGACAACCGCGGCAACCGCAGCAACAAAAACAAAAGCACAGCUCAAAGGCCCGAAUUCGUGCGCUGGAGUCGAAGGUCGAUAGCCUGGUUGCUUUCGCUAGCCAGACUCAACUGACCCACGGGCAAGGGCCUUCGCAGCGCGAGGUGGAGUUUUUGGAAAAUGGCUUGUCUACCUAUAGUUCGUCUUCUGGCCAUGGGGUACAAGAUUCCACGCCCAGUAGCAGCCAUGAUAACAGCACAAAUUUAAACCCGCUCGAUUGGCCUCCCUAUAAGUGGGAUGGCUAUCCUAAAAUCAGUGGCGUAUCGUGCCCUGAGCUACUGCUUGAAUGUGGUCUGUCUCUUGAUGCUGCUGAUGGAUUCCUCAGUCGGUUUCGCACCAUGACCUCAUAUUUUCCAUUUUUCAUGGUUCCCAGUCACGCCACUGUGUUGACAAUGUGUAAAGAACGACCUUUCGUUCUAGUGGCAGCAUUGGCGGCAGCGACCUCUUCAGACAAGAAAUUACAAAAGUCGCUUGGUGACAAAUUUAGAACCUGUGCUCUUCACGCCAUUAUGGUUCACAAUGAAAGGAGCCUAGAUCUCCUGAAUGGGAUUCUGGUGUAUUUGGCCUGGUAUCACUUUUAUUAUAUCCCCAAGAAAGAACAGUUCAACCAACUGCUUCAUAUCGCAAUUGGCAUGGUUGGUGACAUGGGUUUGAACCUGAGACCUGCCGAGGCAAUGAAUAGGAAGAUAGGACUUCGAUUGACACAUUAUCACAAAGUCUCUACACCUUCAGCGAACCACGAUGAAUUCUUUAGCCGAGAAGCCCGCCGAGCAUACUUGGGAUGCUUCUAUCUCUCGAGGACCAUCGGCUGGGUCACAAGGAAGCCAAAUAGUAUCCCAUUUCAAAGCUAUAUGCUUGAAUGUGCGAGAUCAUUGGGUCAAGAAUUGGAGUAUCCAACGGACGCAUUGCUUUUACCCCUCGUCCAGCUUCAAAACAUGGCCGAGGUGAAUCACCACAGUCUUUCAACUGUUGGUAACACUAUACGUGACCACAUGGAUGGCCUAGAUCUUGAAAUGAAAGUCCAAUCCUUCCAAGCCGAAUUUAAGCAGUGGGAGCACUCACUUCCUCUCGUAUGGCAGCAACCAAACGGGAUGAGCCUGGCUUGUGAGGUUGCUGUAAUGCAUGUCUACGAGAUGGAUCUUGUCAAUGUCUCCGCAACGAAAAUGCGACAAAAGGCGGAUUCUUUGAAAGAUCCAACAACCUCAUCUUUUACAUCUCGAAGUCAAUUGGAAGUGCUCUUUCUCUGUUUGAAAUCAGCGGGACAGCUUGCUCAAAAUUUCCUCUCCAUUCCAACAUCUGAAUACGGCAGUCUUUCUUACACAGAAUGGUCUGGCAUCACAUAUGCUAUCUUCAUCAUUUAUAGACUGACAGUGGGGAUUCCCCAGCUUCAUGACUGGGAUGUUCGAGUUGCGCGAACGACCGUUGACUUUGAUUGCGUUCUAGAUGCAUUCUGCAAUCGCUUCAAUAGUAUAUCACUUGGUGAUGACGCUAUAUUGGAGAAUGGAGACUUAUUCUCGAUCAUGGGCUCAAUAUUUGGAAACAUUAAGCAGAGCUAUGGCAGGCUCAAGCUGUUGCCGCAGAAGGAUAGUGCGGACGACACCAGUCCGGUCCAUGCCACUAGCUUUCUGCCCUCAACCUUCGGACACCCACACCAGCAUCCGUGCCCUACAUUUCAGACCUGA